This is a messenger RNA of Colias croceus (clouded yellow), 922 nucleotides long. RefSeq lists its product as uncharacterized. The record is from RefSeq and is a predicted model, not a curated record. The coding region runs from base 198 to 677 and encodes 159 amino acids. The transcript is spliced from 4 exons. NCBI's taxonomy places the organism in Eukaryota, Metazoa, Arthropoda, Insecta, Lepidoptera, Pieridae.
UAGAAAAAUUAAAAAAAAGAUAACGACUAAAACGGAAAAUGCUGUGUGAAUGCACCGCGUCUCAUUUUGUAUUAAUAUUUUAGAAUAAUGAAUAAAGUAGUGCAUAUUAUAUAUUAAUACGUAACAGUUAUAUCGCAGUAUAUAUAUUCGUAUACAUUUUUAUCGAUUUAAUACAGUGAUUUGCACAAUAAAACGAAAUGAAGGAUCCCUUUGUUAACGACUCGUGUAUUGAUUCGCCCGCAAGGGAUAGUUUAAAAAAUAUAGAUGGGUGUUACAGUAAAAACUUAUUUAAGAAUAAGCCUUUUAUAAAUUCUCGUCGUGCCUUACAAUCGGGUGCAGAUAAAAUAUCGAAAACCUUCAAAAGUGUGAGAAAUACUUUCGGAAAUCUCUCGCAGCAUUUCAGAUUGAGUGGUCGAAGGAGGCAUCGUUUAGCUGAACCUAUUUCACCGUGCAGGACACCAACUACUCCUGUUGCCAAGAAAAAAUUGCUAUUUGGUCGCAGUCCAACCAAGCUGUACAGUCCCUUUGGCAUCGAAACUCCGAGGAACAGAGACUUCAGGAUCUCACCAUACAUGCCCAACACUCCCGAGCAUGAAAUGUCUCCAAAACGGCGUAAAGGCAUCACACAGUCGUGGCAUCUGCUCGCUAAAAAGAGGCCUCGAGCACUCUUCCAAUAACUCUUUAUUACCACAGUAUAUUAUUAUAAUACCAGUAUAAUAUUAUAAUAUAUUAUAUUAUAUCGCACAACCCACCGCUAUGACAGCUUUUUGUCAAGUAUUGUAUGUGAUUGGUGCUAUAUGUGACUGACUGUUGUAGGGAAUCAACCUUUUGCUAUUUAUGAUUUAACUAGAUUUCCGCCCGCGGCUUCGCCCGCAUUUUCAAAGGAAAACUCGCAUAGUUCCCGUGGGUUUUCCGGGAUAAA